Molecule: messenger RNA, 2828 nt
Organism: Beta vulgaris subsp. vulgaris (sugar beet)
Lineage: Eukaryota; Viridiplantae; Streptophyta; Magnoliopsida; Caryophyllales; Amaranthaceae
Product: putative beta-galactosidase
Exons: 18
Coding region: 172-2334 (720 amino acids)
Biological process (GO): carbohydrate metabolic process
Cellular component (GO): vacuole; cell wall
Molecular function (GO): beta-galactosidase activity
Source: RefSeq, a predicted model, not a curated record
AUUUUUCGCAACUUCUCUCCCAAACUAAACCAAUUACUCUCCUCCACCACCUUUCUCUCUAAAAAAAACAACAACUAUAAUUCCCAUUUUCUUCUUCCUUCUUCAUUCUCCCAUUUUUUUCAGAUAAAAAAUAUAUACUAAAACCCCUUUAAAUAAAUAAAAUCACACAAAAUGUCAAGAAAUAAAAUGUGGGAUGUUAACAAUAUGAUUAUAUUUUAUAACCUAUGCUUUUUAUUAGCUUCCCCUGUUUUUGGUGAUGUUUGGUAUGAUAAUAAAGCCAUAACUAUCAAUAAACAGAGGAGAAUUCUUCUUUCUGGUUCUAUUCAUUAUCCUAGGAGCACACCUGAGAUGUGGCCUGAUCUUAUACAAAAAUCUAAAGAUAAUGGAUUGGAUGUUAUUCAAACUUAUGUUUUUUGGAAUGGGCAUGAACCUUCUCCUGGAAAGUUUAAUUUUGAGGGAAGAUAUGAUUUGGUAAAGUUCAUUAAGACAAUACAGCAAGCUGGACUUUACGUUCACCUCAGAAUUGGGCCCUUUGUUUGCGCUGAGUGGAACUUUGGGGGAUUUCCUGUGUGGCUCAAGUACGUACCUGGUAUUGAGUUCAGAACUGAUAAUGGACCUUUUAAAGAAAAAAUGCAAGAAUUCACAGCCAAGAUAGUCAACAUGAUGAAGGCAGAAAAGUUCUUCCACUGGCAAGGAGGUCCAAUUAUAUUGUCUCAGAUAGAAAAUGAGUAUGGACCAGUUGAAUGGGAAAUAGGUGCACCUGGUAAAGCUUACACCAAAUGGGCAGCUCAAAUGGCUCAAAGUCUUAAUGCUGGUGUACCUUGGAUCAUGUGUAAGCAAGAUGAUGCCCCUGGUGAAGUUAUUAACACCUGCAAUGGUUUCUACUGUGAAAAUUUUGUCCCUAAUUCCAAGACCAAGCCUAAAAUGUGGACAGAAAAUUGGACUGGCUGGUACACAGAAUUUGGUAAACCAGUUCCUUACAGACCUGCAGAAGAUGUGGCCUUCUCAGUUGCUAGAUUCAUACAAAAUGGUGGUUCAUUUGUUAACUAUUAUAUGUUUCAUGGAGGAACAAACUUCGGAAAUACUGCAGGUCGCUUUGUUGCUACGAGCUAUGACUACGAUGCUCCACUUGAUGAAUAUGGUUUGCCAAGAGAACCAAAAUACACACACUUGAAAAAUCUGCACAGAGCAAUCAAGAUGUGUGAGCCUGCUUUAGUUUCUGCUGAUCCAACAGUGACCAGCCUCGGAAAACACCAAGAGGCUCAUGUCUUCAGUUCAAAUUCAGGGAGAUGUGCGGCGUUCUUGGCAAAUUAUGACACUCAAUGGAGUGUUACAGUUACCUUCAGUGGUGCAAAGUAUGAGCUGCCUCCAUGGUCCAUUAGCAUCCUACCUGAUUGCAAGAAAGAAGUGUACAAUACUGCAAGGAUGUCAGCUCCAAGCUACCAUGCAAAGAUGACGCCAAUUAGUCGUUUCUCUUGGCAAUCAUACCUUGAUGAAACUCCAUCAAAUGCUGAUGACAGAAGUUUUUCAGGAACAGGGUUGUAUGAGCAAUUAAAUGUGACUAGAGAUAACUCUGACUACUUGUGGUACACGACCGAUGUCACUGUUAAAAGAUCAGAAGAACCAAUUCUCACAGUUAUGUCAUCAGGGCAUGCUUUAAAUGUGUUUGUCAAUGGCCAAUUUCAAGGGACUGUUUAUGGUUCAUUGGAGCAACCACAAAUAACAUUCAGUCAGAAGGUGCAGUUGAGAGCUGGUCUUAACAAGAUUUCCUUACUUAGUGCUGCAGUUGGACUUGCGAAUGUUGGCGCACACUUUGAGAGGUAUAAUCAAGGGGUGCUUGGUCCGAUUACAUUGAAGGGCCUCAGCGAGGGUACAUGGGACUUAUCAAAAUGGAAAUGGUCUUACAAGGUUGGAACGAGGGGUGAAAAUCUUGGUCUACAUACUAUAAGUGGCAGUUCAUCUGUAGAGUGGGAACAAUCAGCAGUGGCACGAAAGCAGCCACUUACAUGGUUUAAGACUACUUUCAAUGCACCAGAAGGAAAUGAUCCAUUGGCUUUGGACAUGAGUAGCAUGGGAAAAGGGCAAAUGUGGAUUAAUGGUGAAAGCAUAGGCCGUCAUUGGCCUGCAAACAAAGCGCGUGGCAAGUGUGGGCAGUGCAAUUAUGCUGGAACUUACAUCCAGAACAAAUGCUUAGGUGAAUGUGGACAACCCUCUCAAAAAUGGUAUCAUGUUCCGCGCUCAUGGUUGAGACCAAGUGGUAAUCUUCUGGUUGUUUUUGAAGAAACAGGCGGUGAUCCAAGGGGAAUUUCAUUGGUGAAACGAACAGCUAUGUAACUGCAAAAUCAAUAAUGCAGUUAUCUAGUAUAUGAUUGCUUGGUUUACCUAGAAGAUGGUACAACCUUUGUGCCUUGGUAGUCUGUCUCUUAUAUAUGAUAAUCAUCCUUGGCUGAGAAACAACCAAGAGAUGUAUAUAUGUAUGUUGCUAGUAUCCGAUUGCAUAUCAUUCAUCCAAAGCCCGAAUGUGAUUGCUGUCAAGAAAACUUGUAACUAGGUUGUGAUUUGUACAUAAUUCACAACUAGUUGGAAAGUUAUAGCUCUGGUUACAUAAGAAGUAGAUGGGCAUGAUAAAUAAUAGAAAGCUCUUGUAAGUUGUUAUCUCAGGAGCAGAUGGAUGACUGUUUAGGCAAUAUAUGGUCUUCAGUCUCACUACGCCCUACCUCAUUUGUAUAUACCUGGAAGUUCUACUUCUACCAAUUUGAUAUCGUUUGUACAAAUAAUGGAAUUAGUAUCAAAUAUUCAAUACAUAUUAAAGCUAUGAUUUUGGUACA